This is a messenger RNA of Cucurbita pepo subsp. pepo (vegetable marrow), 360 nucleotides long. Lineage: Eukaryota; Viridiplantae; Streptophyta; Magnoliopsida; Cucurbitales; Cucurbitaceae. The record is from RefSeq and is a predicted model, not a curated record.
AUGACGGAUUCAACUCUGGUCAUUCACUGCAAGUCGAAAGAUAACGAUCUGGGCAAGCAUGUCAUCAAUGCCGGAGGCAAUUACAACUGGAGCUUUAAAGAAAAUCUUUUGCAAACAACAUUGUUUUGGUGCAAUUUUAGCAGCAAACAUGGCCAAGCUACUGGUGAUGUUUUCUGGCCAGAGCAACAAAGUUGGCUUAUUGAUCACCAAGCUACUGGUGAUGUUUUCUGGCCAGAGCAACAAAGUUGGCUUACUGAUCAAUGUGUUGAUCAUAACUGCAUUUGGACAGCGGGAGAUCAAGGCAUUUCCUUGCAUUAUAAUCCUACCAACACCAACAACUUAAUGUAUCAUUGGAAAUGA